Molecule: messenger RNA, 2586 nt
Organism: Tauraco erythrolophus (red-crested turaco)
Lineage: Eukaryota; Metazoa; Chordata; Aves; Musophagiformes; Musophagidae
Source: RefSeq, a predicted model, not a curated record
GGCGAAUCGAAACGCAUCACCUUGGUCCUCCAACAGCCGCCAGGCGGCACCGCCCCACCCGGCCAACGCCACGUGGUCUUGGGCAGUUUGCCGGGCAAGAUCGUUCUCCAGGGCAACCAGUUGGCCGCCCUCGGGCAAGCCAAAGGGACGCCGGGUCAACCGGCCAAGGUGGUCACCAUCCAACUCCAGGUCCAACAGCCUCCGGCCGGCCAAGCGGGAGGACCUCAGAAGAUCCAGCUCCUCCAACAACCGGCCGGCGGUGCCGGUGGCCAAGCGGCUCCGGUGACCGUCUCCUCGGUGCCGCAGGUGGUGGGGGGCGCCGGGCAGAGGUUGACGGUGCCGUUGAAGGUGGUCCUGCAGCCCCAGGCCGGCUCAUCUCAAGGAGGUUCUCCAGGUCUUUCGGUGGUGAAGGUCCUGAGCAGCACCGAGGUGGCCGCCUUGACCACGCCCUCCUCCCGCGGCGCCUCGGAGGAGAGCCGCAAGCUGGAGCACCAGAAGAAGCAGGAGAAGGCCAACCGCAUCGUGGCCGAGGCCAUCGCCCGCGCCCGGGCCCGGGGCGAGCAGAACAUCCCCCGUGUCCUCAACGAGGACGAGUUGCCCAGCGUCCGGCCGGAGGAGGAAGGAGAACGGAAGCGGCGCCGGAAAGCCACCGGUGACCGUGGUGGCCCCAAGGAGGAGAGACAACGGAAGGGCAAAGGUCAAGGUGGCGGCGGCAAGAGCAAGGGGCGUGGCAAACCCAGCACCAUCACGCCGGUGGUCGGGAAGAAGCGGAAGCGCAACGCCUCCUCCGACAACUCCGACGCCGAGGUCCUCCCGGCGCCGUCGCCCCGAGAAGAAGAAGAAACCAGCGUCCAGAAACGCCGGUCCAACCGGCAGGUCAAGCGGAAGAAGUACACGGAGGACUUGGACAUCAAGAUCACCGAUGAUGAGGAGGACGAAGAGCUGGACGUGACGGGACCCGUCCGGGCGGAGCAGAUGCCGGCGGCGCCGCAGCCACCGGUGCCGGAGCCGGAGCCGGUCUCCUCCCUCCAGGAGAACCCCAGCGAAGAGGACGCGGCCAUCGUGGACAAGGUCCUCUCCAUGAGGGUGGUGAAGAAGGAGCUUCCAUCGGGACAGUUGACUGAGUCCGAGGAGUUUUUCGUCAAGUACAAGAACUACUCUUAUCUCCACUGCGAGUGGGCCACCAUCGACCAACUGGAGAAAGACAAGAGAAUCCAUCAGAAGCUGAAGAGGUUCAAGACGAAGAUGACCCAGAUGAGACAUUUCUUCCACGAGGAUGAAGAACCUUUUAACCCUGAUUACGUCGAGGUGGACCGCAUCUUGGACGAGUCCCACAGUGUCGACAAAGACAACGGGGAGCCGGUGGUCUACUACCUGGUGAAGUGGUGCUCCUUGCCCUACGAGGACAGCACGUGGGAGCUCAAGGAGGACGUGGACGAGGCGAAGAUCGGUGACUUCAAACGCAUCCAAGCCCGUCACCCCGACCUCAAACGCUUGCCACGGCCUCAAGCGGGUGCUUGGAAGAAGUUGGAGCUGUCCCACGAGUACAAGAACCACAACCAGCUCCGCGAGUAUCAACUGGAAGGGGUCAACUGGUUGCUCUUCAACUGGUACAACAGGCAGAACUGCAUCUUGGCCGACGAGAUGGGCUUGGGCAAGACCAUCCAGUCCAUCGCCUUUCUCCAAGAGGUCUACAACGUGGGCAUCCGCGGCCCGUUCCUGGUCAUCGCCCCGUUGUCCACCAUCACCAACUGGGAGCGGGAGUUCACCACCUGGACGGAGAUGAACAGCAUCGUCUACCACGGCAGCUUGGCGUCCCGCCAGAUGAUCCAGCAGUACGAGAUGUACUGCAAGGACACCAGGGGCCGUCUCAUCCCAGGUGCCUACAAGUUUGACGCCCUCAUCACCACCUUCGAGAUGAUCCUGUCGGAUUGUCCGGAGCUCCGGGAGAUCGAGUGGCGCUGUGUCAUCAUCGACGAGGCCCACCGCCUGAAGAACCGCAACUGCAAGCUGCUCGACAGCCUCAAGCACAUGGACCUGGAACACAAGGUCCUCCUGACGGGCACCCCGCUGCAGAACACGGUGGAAGAGCUCUUCAGUCUUCUCCAUUUUCUGGAACCUUCUCAGUUCCCCUCUGAGUCUGAAUUCCUGAAGGACUUUGGAGACCUCAAGACGGAGGAGCAGGUCCAGAAGCUCCAGGCCAUCCUCAAACCCAUGAUGCUCCGCCGCUUGAAGGAGGACGUGGAGAAGAACUUGGCUCCGAAGCAGGAGACCAUCAUCGAGGUGGAGUUGACCAACAUCCAGAAGAAGUACUACAGGGCCAUCUUGGAGAAGAACUUCUCCUUUCUCUCCAAAGGCGCCGGUCACACCAACAUGCCCAACCUUCUCAACACCAUGAUGGAGCUCCGCAAGUGCUGCAACCACCCCUACCUCAUCAACGGUGAGGACUUGGUGGCCUCCUGGGGUUGGGUUCUGGAGAACCUUGUGGAGAACGUUCUGGUUGACCGUGACAUCAUGGUGAGGGAAGGUUCGCGUGGCCUCAUGGGUUUGGAUUCUGAAGAACCUUCUGGAGAACCUUGUGGUUGA